AUGAUCGCGAUGCUUUUGGAGUUUGCGGAUUCGGAUUUUCUUCGGUUUUGGAAUGACAAGUUGGAAGAGGAAGGCGAUACGGGGACGCUGCUUACUACGAUCGUCUUCUAUUUCGGGCAAAUGGUACAGGCCGUGCACGCCGUGCAUGCUCGAGGCAUCAUGCAUUUCGACCUCAAGCCUGAGAAUUUCUUACUGGUAGAUGGUCGUGUAAAGCUAGCGGACUUUGGCGUAGCGGGUCAAGUGGGGGAUGGAGAAACGCAUAUUUCGAGGAAUGGCCAAGUCGGUACUACACGUUAUAUGGCACCAGAGCAAAUUUAUCAACCUGAAAGGACCCAGAAUGCGAAUGGGAAACAUCAGCCACUCAUAGUACAUAAACAACCACUAUCACAGAUUAAGGAAUCUGGAAGUGACAGUGGUGGCGCUGGUAGUUCAGGCGGAGGAGGGACUGUAGGAGGAGGAGUAGGCGUACUACCCAAGGGGACUCCUGAUGGGAGAGGAGGAACAGCGAGUUGUAGUGGUUCUGGAGCAGCAGGAGGAGAGCGAGUUAAUGGUAGUGCUCCCGGUGCAAGCAGUGGUAGAGCAUCUGGAGUGAUGAAUGGUAGAAGCAGUCCUGGUGGUGCAAGCAGUUCUAGAGCGUCUGGAGUGAUGAAUGGUAUUCAUAAUUCCAAAGGAGGGCCAGGACUAGCAGCAAAGCCUGGAG
Molecule: messenger RNA, 700 nt
Organism: Amoebophrya sp. A25
Lineage: Eukaryota; Dinophyceae; Syndiniales; Amoebophryaceae
Source: the annotation of a GenBank genome assembly